ACAUAAGCCUACUAUAUUAGAGUACUAUCCGCUUUCUAGCAGCUUGGGCGACCAAUUUUACGAAUUACCUUCGUCUGUUCGAGGCCACCAUCCCAUAUACCGGGUAUAGGAUAAACAUGGCAGGUGAAGGUACAGGUGGGCAGGUGAUGGGGGACUCCCCUCCUCGUCUCAGCCGAUUUCUGGCAGCAGUCUUUUAUGGAGUAUCUUCAAUUAUGAUAGUAUUCAUCAAUAAAUCGGUCCUGACAACAUACAAAUUUCCUUCGUUUCAAAUGGUUGGCUUAGGCCAGAUGCUGUCAACAAUUGUCAUUCUGUUAUUAGGUAAAAGUUUGGGUAUCAUUCACUUCCCUGACUGGAACUGGCAGAUCCCAAGAAAGAUAUGGCCGUUACCUCUCAUCUACAUCUUGAAUCUUGUGUUUGGUUUAGGAAGCACAAAACGUCUCAACCUUCCCAUGUUCACAGUUCUCAGGAGAUUCUCUAUAUUAUUCACUAUGAUUGCAGAAUUUUUAAUUUUGGGAGUACGAGCAUCAUCAAGAGUGCAAGUAGUUGUUGUCUCUAUGAUAAUUGGAGCGAUCAUUGCAGCAAGCGAUGACUUGGCCUUCGAUGCUUUAGGGUAUUUUUUUAUUCUAACCAACGAUGUCUUCACAGCAGCUAAUGGCGUGGUCAUGAAGAAGAAACUCAAUUCUAAGGAGCUGGGAAAGUAUGGUAUCCUCUACUACAAUGCAGUCUUUAUGAUUCUUCCGACCCUGGCCGUCUCUUACUUCACCGGUGAUCUAGACAAGGCUAUGGAGUUUCAACACUGGAAUGACAAUACAUUUGCAUUACUAUUCUUCCUCUCGUGUGUCAUGGGAUUUGUAUUGAUGUAUUCCAUUGUGUUAUGUACUGGUCUCAACUCAGCAUUAACUACAACCAUUGUGGGAUGUCUAAAGAACUUGUGUGUGACGUAUGCAGGGAUGUUUAUAGGAGGGGACUAUAUAUUCAGCUGGACAAACUUCAUAGGUCUCAACAUCAGUGUGCUUGGAAGUAUAGUGUACUCAUAUAUCACUUUCAUCGAGAAGCAACCUCCAGCUAAACUGGACCAGACAGCCCAGAAUGGAAAUGUUGAGAGUGGGGUGGCUAAAAUGUGAUCCAGACUGGGCCAGACCAUCUUUAGACCUUGUCUGUCGGUGAUUGUAUAGAUUUACAGCACUAGCAAGGAAUAGUUGAAGCAGGACCAGCCAUACUGUGAUCCUGGCUGGACUAGUCCAUCUUUAGAUCUUGGUUAUCGGUAAAUGUAUGGACUUACAGCACGAGCAUGGAAUAGUUGAAGCAGGGCCAGCCAUUCUAGACCUUGUUUACCAAGACCAAGUGAGAAUGACCAGUCCACCUUUGCAUCUAGUCUAUCAGGAGAUACAUGGAUGUACAAUCCAGCAGGACCAACUAUUCUAGACCUGGUACAUUUAGGCCAUACUUCUAGUCCACUUUAGAUUUAGUCUAUUUAUGGAAGAAUGGACCUACAGCAUUUUCUUCGAGGAAUAUACCGGUUUUGUCAGUGAUGAAAUGUAGGGAUUGGUUUUUGAAAAGCCGCUUGCUGGAUUCCUGCAAGAAAGACAGCAGCUCUGACGUUUGAUGGAUUUUCAAGAAGAAUUUUUAUGUGGGUUGUUAGUUUCUUGCAAGCUUUUCAAUCAAUAUGCAAUUUUUAAUGAAAGGUUUUUCAGUGUAUGUAUAUAAGAUAUGGCUGAAAAGGUGAAAGAUUUAUUUAAUGUUUAUAAUAUGUGGGUGUGCAAGUGUACAUAGCCUUUGUAUAUCAUGUGAAUUAUAGUAAAUGAAUUAUAGACCUUAUGCAUGUGGUGACAUCAUAAUCUCAUAGCGCCCUCCCUCAGAGGAUAUAGGAAUACAUGUAAAAGGAGUUGUCAGAGAUGCGCCAGCUGCAGAUCACCAAAGCAUGCAAGUCAAUGGCUUAAGUUUAGCCUUGAAGAUGUUGGCAGGAUGACGUCUUUGCAUAAUGUCUAUUAUCAUAAUUUAUUCAGAUGAGACUAAUUCAGAUUUUCUAUACUGCAACUAUUUUUCUACAGUGGAAUUUUGUAUUUACGUUGAAUAGUGCAUAUGUUUGUCUAUUAGAAUCUCUUUAGGUGAAAUUACCGGUAGUAAUAAUGUGGUAUGGAAAUUAUUUCACUUAUCAAUUUUGCAAAGAAAUUAAGUGAGUCUAAAGAAAUAAUGAAUCUUAUUUUAUUUCAAGGAUGUGAAGAAUUCUAUACUAUUUUCAUCCAUGUAAUUAAUACCAGUAAAUGAACUAUACUGUAGUAAGUGAUGUUAUUUUUAUCCAUUUUAUAGGCUGAAAUACUUGUGCUAGCAGUGGGUGUAUAUUUUAGCAAUAGAACUCUUAACUUCCUACUUUCCAAGUGCAACUUGUUUUUUUUUUAUUGUAUGUAAUGAACAUGUCAUAUGCUUUUAAACGUUACCUCUUCACUUUCAACUUGAUUAUUUUUUUGUAUCAAUUUUGUUGGUGUCAUAGUAUUGUUUUCUGAUUUACACAAGUCCACAACUACUCCACACAGACAAUAGUUCCAUGAACAAAGAUUAAAAAGAGAACAGUAAACGCAAUGAAAUAGGAUAUUAUUUUGCAUUAAAGAUGUCAAAAUUGAUUUCUCAUUCGCUUUACUCUUUAAAAAUUUUGCCCCAUACCCCACGUUUGGUCCCCUAAAAUUGUUGGCUCAUUACGCUACUGAAUCGCACCAAAUCUGUUACAUAUUCACCCUGAUAUGUUAAAACUGCCCUGUUUCAGGUAAAAGGUGGGUAAUAUUUGCUAUUGCCCUUACUGGAGUGUAUUAUUUAUAUGCAUUAAGUAAAAUUACCAUAUUUUUGCAUAUAAUCUUCAAUAGUUUGUGUAGCAAUAUCAGAUGAUUUGUUUGUUCAGAUUACUCUCCAAUUGAAUUUGUUUAUUAUUAUGUGACUAUGUAACAAACAGGGUAGCUAUUGAAUGUGGAGGAGAGAAAAUGAUGAUUCUUAAGGUGCCAAAUAAUUUCAAACAGAUGUUUUAAUUUGUUAAGAGUUCAUGACAAUGAUGUGUGCCAUGGAAUAUCAAUUAUGGGAUAUCAGGAUUAGCAAGAGGUAGAUCGAUGUAUUCAUUUGGUAUUAGGUAUAUAGAGGGUUUAGUUUUCUAUUCAUAUGUAUAAAGUCAUGAAUUUUGGAUUCCGUAAUUAAAAAAACACUUAUCCCAAACAUGUAAAGGUAUUGUUGUUAUAAUGUAUGGUUGACAAUCUUAAGAAAGAUACCGGUACUUCAAUUGAUAUAUUUUUUUUUAUCAAAUUGAUUUCUUUUAAAGAAACUGCCAUUUUUCUGAGUAAUGUCAUUAACAAAUUAUAUACACUGUAUGAAUCAUAUACAUGUAUUAACCCUUGCAACGAACUGAGCUUGAAAACACUUUUCGUUUUAAUAAUCAAGAAAAGUGCAUUAAUGUAUUUACUCAGGGUGUGGUUUGUAGUUCAGUUAUUUAAAUAGAUUUUGUUUUUACUGUUUGGAAAAGGUUUUUGGAUGAUUCAAUCAACCCCAAUUAAAUAGAAGCCAAUAACACCA
Molecule: messenger RNA, 3552 nt
Organism: Lytechinus pictus (painted urchin)
Lineage: Eukaryota; Metazoa; Echinodermata; Echinoidea; Temnopleuroida; Toxopneustidae
Product: nucleotide sugar transporter SLC35D1-like
Exons: 11
Coding region: 117-1124 (335 amino acids)
Cellular component (GO): Golgi apparatus
Molecular function (GO): UDP-N-acetylgalactosamine transmembrane transporter activity; antiporter activity; UDP-N-acetylglucosamine transmembrane transporter activity
Source: RefSeq, a predicted model, not a curated record